CGAAUGUGGAUUGGUCACACUCAAGUAAAGCUGCAAAAUGAAAGCUGGCGAAAUUGUUUAGAUGUGCUUGGUUGUGGCAUUACAGCCAGAAAUAUACGAUGCUCGAUAUUUUUGGGAAGUUUGGCUACUACCCAAAAUAUCCAGGUCCUUCAAAAAUGACACCUGGUCGAUAGUUCAAGGAACGACUGAGACAAUUUGCUAAGACCUGGAUUGAUUGUACGGAGUGAGAGAAAGAGACAGACUUUUCAGCCAGACGCUAUCAAGGCAUGCUUCUCGUGUGCAACUCGGGCUUUAGCAGAUCACCAUGAAAAAAAUAUUUGGCUUUGUGAAGAAAAAGAAAGGUCCAUCUUCUAAUGCUUCAGACUCUGGCAGUGUUUUGUCAGUGGGUUACGAUCUGAAGGAAAAAGAUUUGGGAAAACUGCACAAAGCAGCCGUUGGAGGAGAUCUGGCAAAGCUGAAACAGCUGAUAAAGAAAAAUGACAUCAAUCAGCUGGAUAAAGAAAACCGAACUCCGUUACAUCUUGCAUGUGCUCAAGGACAUGCUGAAGUUGUCCGUUUAUUGUUGGAUAACAAGGCAAAGCUUAACCUAUGUGAUAAUGAUUAUCGUACACCAUUAAUGAAGGCUGUCCAGUGCCAACAGGAACGAUGUGCAGUUUAUCUUUUGGAGGUGAAUGCAGACCCCAAUCUUGUAGAUACUGAUGGAAACACUGCACUCCACUUAGCUGCCAUGAUUCCUGACCUGUCUCUGGCAACACAUUUGCUGGAACAUGAUGCACAUGUUAAUGCUUCAAACAAGGAAGGCUUCACUCCCCUAAUUUUAGCUGUUGCAAAAAAUCACCAAGAGAUGGCAGAGUUUUUAUUGAAAGAAGGUGCCAAUGUAGACUCAACAGACAGUUUAAAAAGGACAGCUUUAAUGUUUGCUGCUAAUAAUGGUCAGAUAAAUAUGGUUCGUUUACUGCUUCGGUAUAAUGCUGAUAUAUCUAUAAAAGAAGAUAAAGGAUGGACUGCUGAAGAUUAUGCAGUUAUGAAUGGACAUCAUGCAUGCUCACAUUUAAUAAUUGAGCAUGGUACCAGUAAAAGAUCACAGCAACCAGUCUCUUAUGGUGACAGCAUCAAAGGAAAAGGUGCAUCCUUCUUCUCUAGCCCAAUUCGAAGCCCAGAGUCAGGUUUCACUUUGGGAGAACCAGCUACAGAUAAAGACGAAAUGCAGCAAGCUCCAGAGCAGGCAGCAGAAGCAGGUGAUUCAGGGAAAGGUGCAGAUGAUGAUUCCCAAGCUGAAUCUAUUAGUCGGGCAUCCAAUAGAGCUGGAGACUCUUGGGCUUCAUCUGAUGAAGAUGAGGACUUUGACUUUAGCCCCAAGAAACCACAGAGGCCAAACUUGACUAAACUAAUGAAUUCAUCACAAAAAGACAAGAAAAAUGUUUUUGAAAAUGCUGUUACUAGAAAUCCCCGACCUAUAGAGCAACCAGAACCCAAUGAAUGCACUGAGGAAUUUGAGAAUUUCAAGGAGAGCAAUUCUGAAUUUGAAGAAUGUGAAAGUGAGAAAUUAGAUGGUCCAGAUAGUGAAGAGUCUGAAGAUCAGGAUGGGGAAGAUGAUGUAGUUGAAGGGGAUGAAGAAUUUAAUGAGCAAUCUGAAAAUGAAAAAGACGAUUUUAAUAAUGAAGAAAAAGAGGCCACAGUAGUGGAUGAGGAGGAGGAGGAUGAUGAGGAGGAGGAUGAUGAUAAAGAUAAAGUUUUAAAAGACGUUUCUGUAUCUCCUUCUUCACCAUCUCCAAAAGAUGCUCAACUACAAGGCAGGACAAGAGAAGAUAGUAAAAGAGAUUUUUUGUCUGAAUUGGGUCUGGAAGUACCAGAACAUGAAGAUGAUGAUGACGAUGAUUCUCCAUGGGACUCUGAAUCUGCUUCAGAUAGUCCAAGAAAAAUCCCAACUGUAGCUAAGUCACAAGCAGUGAUGAGCAUGAUUGCUGAGGAGUCAAAUGAAGAUAGAAGCGAAAAGCUGCGAGAAACAAAUCAGAUGUCAUCCAAAGAAGUAUCUGAUGUUCGAAGUCCACCAGUAUCAAAGGAAAUGGUAGAAAAACAGAAAAAGGAUUUAUUGUCAGGUUCAAGGCUGGAAGCAGAAGAUGAUAAUGAUUCUCCAUGGGACUCGGAGUCUGAUUUCAACAGCCCAAGAAGAUCAAAAGGAGGUCUUGUAAUACCACCUCUAACUAAACCAGAUACAAAGAAAACUAUAACUACUCAGGAGAAAAAUGAAGAUGUCUUUGAAGAACUUGGGUUAAAUGAUGCAGAUGAUAUUGAAGAUGCAUCGGAUUGGGAUUCUGUUAGUACAACAAGCAAAAAUCUAAAUGAAGUCCCAAUUCAUUCUCCUGGUCAAGAUGUGAAAACUAUCAUCUCAUUUUCUGCUGUAUCAACAAUGCACAAUGUUAAAACUCAGAGUGUAGGUGAAAAUGAAGAAUCACUUGUGGAAAAGGAAAACAACAGUGAAAAUCACCAUGGUGUAAAAGAUAACCGUAGCAGUGAUCAUCUUGAACUGGAAGAGAAGCAGGAAAAUGAUUUCUUGCAAACUGACAAGAUAGCCUUAAAAAUCUCACCUGUCAGGGGGUUUCUAAGGGCAGAACAUCUGACUCCAAAUGAGGAGGAAGAUGAAGAAGGAGGAAGUUACAUCCAAGUUACAAAUAACCGAGAUUUACCGAAUGAAAAUGAUUUGGAUAUUUUUUGGGAAGAGAGAUAUGAAAAAAUCUGGGUUGAAAAGGAAAAGAGAGAGGUGAAAUCUCAGUACAGGAAUGUGACUGCUGAACUUAAGGAAAAAUUUGGCGAGAUUGCCUUGAAACAGCCUGAGGUGUCAAUUUGUUUAUCUCCAACAAUAUCAGUGGAUGAUGAUAACCGUCAUGUUCAUAGUUUGAAAACUGAGUCUAAAGUAAAUGUUGAAAAUAUUCUAUUGUUGACAGAUACCUCAAAAAUGCAGUAUAUUCUAGAACUGAGUAAACCCAGUUUAGAGAACACAAAUAUGGGUCCAUCUCCCUCUAAGCUGGAUAAUAGCUGCAGUAACAUAGAAGAAACAAAGUUUUACAUUUUGCAGAAUUUUGGUGAAGUAUCUGACAAUUCUAAAAAGACUCAAAUGCCUAAUUUCACAACAUUUAAGAGUGAAAUACAGCCAACUUCAGUUCAAAAUGAGAUUGCAGGCUAUGAUACAGAUUUGGAUUCAAAUUCAUCUGAAGAUCUGGAAGAGAAAUUGACCAACAAGAAAAGUGGAUGUACAGAUAAUGCAAAAAACAAUAGUAGCAAGGAAAUGGAUAGCGAACAUAUGGACUGUGUGGAUGGUGCAAUAAAAAAUCCUUACCCAUUAGAUGAAGAUAAGAAAGUUGUUACCACAAUUUCACAACCUAUACAUGUUACAUCUUCUAAGUACCCCUCAGAUGAGCAGCUUAAGGAAUCUAUGGAGAAAUUUAAGAAUGAGGUGGAAAGGAAACAGAAUAAUAAACUAUCUGGUGAACAGAAAUGUAACAUUAUUAAAGACUAUUGUGAAUCAAAGACUCUCAAUGGCCAUAUUCCUAAAGGCAUUAACCUGGCCUCAGAUGAGGAAGAUAUUGAUCAUCCAGAACUGCCCAGGAAUGAGCUAAAUAAAGCUGGCAAAUUGACCCACAAGUCCCAACAGACUAACCCUAUUAAUGGAGAGCCACUAUCUGUUUUUGAUGAUAGCACAUUAAGUGAAGUGUCAGAAGAUGGAGGAAGGCCAAUCCCACGAAUUAGCAGGAAAAAUAAGAAUACUAAAACAACAGAAGUUGAAAAUGAUUUUGAUGACUUCACCCAGUCCUCUGAUACUGCUACUGAAGAGCUAGAGAUGCCUGUCUCUGGAUGUAAAAAUGCAUCUUUGAUGAUUAAGCAGCUUGAUAGCAGCUCUAUAGAUCAUGUCGCUCUGGUGAAGAUUCAAAAUAUGUUCCAUGAGUAUGAACGUACCAUAGAACGAGAAAAAGGGCGGUAUGCUUUACAGUCUGACAAAGUUAAGCAACUUGAAAAUGAAAAUAAAAUACUCCAAAGAUCAUUGGAGGAGACAAGGGACAUUAAAUCAAUGCUUGAACAUAAAAAAGUUGAAUGGGAGACUGAUCAAAAUAAUUUAAAGUUUGUUCUGAAACAGGAGCAAGAGAAGCACAAAAAUGCCCAAAUGCUCUAUGAAAAAAGCAGAGAACAGGUGAAAAAAAAAGAAGAGCAAUACUGUAAAGAAGUAGAGGGAAAACAGCAGCUUGAGCUUACCCUAAGGAAUAUGGAAAUGGAAAUGAAAGCUUUACUCAACAAAAAAAAAGAGCUUGAAGAUGAGCGAGACGAAGCUCAACGUUUAUUAUCCCAGGAACGCAGCACUCGUUCUAUGCAAGAGGGAAUACUUAAUAAUCACCUCCGAAGACAAAAAGAAAUUGAGCAAGAAAAUAAAGUCACUUUAACCAAGAGUACUGAGGUUUUUUCUCACCUAUCUGAAGUAAGUGACAAGGAGAAGGAUUUGACUCAACAGACAAGUAGGCUUCAGGAGGAAAUAGCUAUAUUGAAGUUAGAAUUGGAAAAAGAGAAAACUCACAACCAGGCUGGAGAAACCAAAUAUCUUGAUGAAAAUGAAGCUCUGAAAGAGAAAGUAGAAGACCUGAAACAAGAUUUGAAAUUAAACGAGGAAGCCCUAGCACACACGGUUUUUCAGUAUACUGGCCAGAUUAGUACACUUAAAACUGAAAAUACUUUAUUAACCACAAAACUAGAGCAUGAGAAACAAGCAAAGGACAAACUAGAGCUUGAGGUGGAGUCUCUGCAUAGUAGACUUGCUUCAGCAAUUCAGGAGCUGGAGCGCAACUACUCGGGGAAGGCAAAUGUUGAGCGGGCCCUUCAACAAGAAAAAGAUGAAAUAGUCCGCCUUCAGGAAAAGAGCAACAGUGAAAUGACCAAGCUACGGGAGUCAAUUAAUAGUUUAUCUCAGCAACUGGGCAAGGCAGAACUAAAAGCAAACUGUUUAGAAAAUGAGUGUCAUCGUGCUACCCUCUCCCUCACAGAAAAAACCCUACUCUUUGAGAGUACUCAGCGGGAAAAGGAACAAGUUCAGUCUCGUCUAAAAGAAACUGAAAACCUGUUACAAAUUGAGAAGGAACAAUUAAGCAAAUCAUUGGUUCGGCAGGAGUCUAUGCAAGAAAGGCUAGCUCAAGCACAAAGUGAAAACAUGCUACUGCGACAGCAGCUUGACGAAGCUCAGAACAAGGGACUUAUCAAAGAGAGGGUAGUGAAUGAUGUUCAGGACCGCUUCAAUGACAUUCUGACUAAACUACGUGCAGACACUGAAGACAGAGUCCAUAUGAUUGAAGAAAGGAAUAAAGAAGUUGUAACUAAAAACAAUGAAUUAAAUGAAAAAAUUCAAAGGCAUGAAAGUGAAAAGGUUGAGAGAGAGACUACAUUAAGACAACUUCAGCAGGAACUCGCUGAUGCCUUGAAAAAGCUUUCUAUGUCUGAGGCAUCACUUGAGGUCAAUAUCCGGUAUCGCAGUGACUUAGAGGAAGAAAAAAUACGACUGCAAAAAGAUAUCGAAAGACUAAAAGGAAAGUUACAGGAAAUGGAAGAUCAGUAUGUUCAUUCAGAGCGCAGAAGUCAUGACUUGAAGAAUGCACUUGAGGACAAAGAAAGAGAAGUCAUUGCAUCAUCUCAGAAACUGCAGGAGAUGAUCUCAUCCUCAUCUGGAACAUCAAAGACAUUGAAGCAGUUGGAAGAACACACUCAGAGACUUGAAAUUGAAAAUGCCAGACUGGAAGCAGCAACCAAACAACAGAAUACAAAACUAGAUGCACUUAAAACAGAAUUGCAAGAGUCCAUAUCAAUAUCAGAUGCCCAACCUGAAAUAAGGGUAAGAAAUCGUUUAGAAGAAGUAGUGACAAACUUGCAGGGAAGCAAAAUCAGUUUAGAAGAGCAACUGAAUCGAGAGGUUCAAAAACAAAAUAUGUUAUCACAUAAUGCACAAGACUCCCAUUUGUUGUGGGAGGAAGAACUUAAAUCCAGGUCCAAACUGGGCAUUCGGCUUACUCAGCUGGAAAGAGAAAAGAGUGAACUGGUGGGGCAGAUAGAGACAGAAAAGAAAAGAAUUAAAAAGAUAUCAGAGAUGAAGCGAUCUGUAGAGACAAGACUUGAUCAGGAGAUGAAGAGAAAUAGUGAACUCCAAAAGGAGCUAAACAGGAUGAGAACACUUGCCAAAACAGCUAAAAAAAAGUUAAAAGAACAGGAGAAUGGUGAAUUUGCCUCUCAGAUCAGCAGUAUCAGAGGAGAGUUAAAUUUUAGACAUCAUGAGGCAGAAUCUACAGUUGGUAGGAUGAAGUCUAAAAUAGAUGAACUUAGCCAGCAACUAGAAAAUGAAUCACUGAAGUGUAGAAAACUGGAAUCAACUAACCGUGACCUACAAGAGCAGUUCUCUUCAAUGAAAGCACUACACAAAAGCCACGAAAAGCUUGAGAAAAACAAAAGACAGCUUGAGGAAGAAGUGUUAAGCCUUCGGCAUCAUCUGGAAAUGAAUAUGACAGAUCAGAGCCAAAUGGAACACUAUAAAAGGGAGGUGGAAGAAAGAGCAAGACAGGAUAUCCGCCAGAAACUUGAAGAGGUCAAUCUGUUCCUUCAGACUCAAGCUGCCUCUCAAGAGGCAUUGGAACAAAUUAAAUCCACUAAUGAAGCAACUUUAAGAAAUCAGCUAGAACAACGAAUAAAAGAUCUUGAGAGUGAACUAAGUCGAAUAAAGAAUACACAUCAAGAGAAUAUGAAUCAACGGGACUCAACACAGACAGAACUGGAACGGUAUAAAGAACUAUAUACUGAAGAGCUCAAGUUGCGAAAGUCUUUGGCAGCUAAACUUGAUCGAUCUAAUGAAAGGCUGGCGGAAGCCAACACUAAGUUACUUAAUGAACGGCAACGAAGCAAGUCCUUAAUUGCAAGUAACUUUCUUAAUGGAAGCCUGUCUGCAAGCCCUACUCUUGAUAUGAACCAGUUGCAGGGAAGUAUGGGUAACUUUGGUGGAACCUCAUCUCCUUUGAAUCGAAGUCUGGGCCUUGGAGGAAGUUUUCUGAACCCAGUCGGAGAAGGUUUAUCACAGAACAGCAAGGUGGAGGCCUACAUUGCUAAGAUGCAGAGUGAACUAGAGAAAAGCAUUACUAAGGAAUUAGAGCAAGCCACGGCCGAGCUGAAUGGCGGUUCAAUGCGAAUGUCUCCUGUUGGAUCAGCUGCUGGAUCAAAAAGUAGCCAUUUUGAAAAGGACCCAGUAACUCGAGCAACACAGCAAUACUUGGAGGUUUUAAAGAAAAAUUAUAUGAUAUAAAGACCACAAAUGUUUGCACAGAACACUGUGCUAAUAUCAAUGUAAUGUCAGAUCAACUUAAUAGUAAUGAAUGUCAUUUUCCCCAUUAAUUUAAUCAUUUUAGUAGAACAUAACAUGUGCUCAUCGUGCAACAUUUUAUCAGGUCUAACACUUCUCCGUGGCUUCUCGCCAACAUGUCACAGAAAAAACUUGAAUAUGUGACUUUCAAAUAGUUUUAUUCAUUACAUCAUGUUUUUGUAUUUAUUUUAUCUUGUUUUAACUGAAAAGCAGGUUUUACAAAGGAAAAAUACCAAAUUGACCUGUUGAAAGGUUGGAAGUUUUAUUAUACAUGUUGUGGUUUAACGAUAACCAGAAAAUUUUAACUUUUGGUUUGAUAAAAGGGCAUUUUGUAAAUGUCCAUGGCUAUAAAAACGGUUUCUUUUUAAUAUUUUCCUUACAUGGUCUGAAUUUUUUUGAAUGUGUUUAAUCCUUUUAUUUAUCAAAUGUAUAUACUGGUACUACAAAAAUCCCAUCCUUACCAAUCAAAUAACUGUUAAAACUAAUAGUUAUAACUUCACUAAAGAUCUAAUGUAUCUGAUGAACCAUGGGAUUGUGAGCACUAAUACAGCUAUUUGCUGAAAUCAGGUAUUGUACAAAGGUGUGUUAAAUGUUUACGUCAGUGAGACAAGCUUUGUUUCAUAGCAUCAGUGAUGACCUUCAUGAAAAGCCUCCAAAGAAAAGUCGAGUAAUGUUUUGAGGUAACUAAAUAGUGAAGAACAAUCACAAAUAUGUGUCCAAAUCUUGUACAGCUCACAUGUGGCAGGGAAAUGCUGGCUAUUUGUUGUAAUACUAUCAAAAUCAAAAAAACUAUUUUUAAAUUAAGGCUAUAUCAAUGUAUUGAUAUGUAUUCAUAUUUUAUGUACAUUACCUAUGUAAUUCUAUAUUUGAUAUGUAUGCUGCUGUGUUCAGUUGUAAUGUAGUACUGUAUCCAUUUUUACAUCUUGUCUACUUUGUCAUUUGUAACUCAUUCCUGAGGUACUCACUAGUAUUACUUGGUUUCUUCUGCCUCCAACAACAGUAUUCAUUUUGUAUUGAAUAUUUUGCCAAGAAAAAUUAAAAUUUGUAUGCCAUUACAAAAUGAAAUACAAUUUUCAGUGCUUUGUCUGUUCUUAUUAGUGUAUAGUGAUCAAGAGAAACUAAGGAGAGGUGUGCGCAUUUCCAGUUUAUUUAUGUGUAGCACCAUUGGGGGCAGUUAGCCUUGGAGUACUUCACAGAUAGUCAGAAUACACAACACAGAAUGUGUCCGUAAAAAAUUACAAAAUAAGGCAGUACUGGACAACUGUAGAUGAUGUGCCAUUCCAUCAUAGGGCCAUUGGAGAGGUGUCAGUCAGUCCUGUAUGCAUGGCUUUGGGAAUGAAAACCCAUCCAGACAGAUGAUGAUGAACUGGGGCUGUGAAGCAGCAGCAUUAACCACUAUGCCAACGUGCCACCUGGAUAGCAUCUGCUAAUUUAGGUUUGUAUAUUCAUAAGAAAAAUCUUUUAAAUCUUGAUUAGAAACGGUAUUGAUGACUUCAGUUUUCCAUGUUCAUGGCUGCGAAAGUUAACUACACUGCUCACAAAAAUUAAAGGAACACUUUAAAGAAAC
Polypterus senegalus (gray bichir) is the source of this 8942-nucleotide messenger RNA. RefSeq names its product ankyrin repeat domain-containing protein 26 (gene aard). The coding region runs from base 305 to 7318 and encodes 2337 amino acids. The record is from RefSeq and is a predicted model, not a curated record. Gene Ontology annotation, molecular function: protein binding. NCBI's taxonomy places the organism in Eukaryota, Metazoa, Chordata, Cladistia, Polypteriformes, Polypteridae. The transcript has 45 exons.